Messenger RNA from Letharia columbiana, 3180 nucleotides. RefSeq lists its product as uncharacterized. Gene Ontology annotation, molecular function: protein binding; nucleosome binding. Gene Ontology annotation, biological process: regulation of DNA-templated transcription; DNA-templated transcription; chromatin remodeling. The transcript is spliced from 4 exons. The coding region runs from base 1 to 3180 and encodes 1059 amino acids. The record is from RefSeq and is a predicted model, not a curated record. Lineage: Eukaryota; Fungi; Ascomycota; Lecanoromycetes; Lecanorales; Parmeliaceae. Gene Ontology annotation, cellular component: HIR complex; nucleus.
AUGAAAUACAUCCGUCCCGUAUGGCUCACGCAUAGCGGGGAGAAGAAGGACUUUGAGGUCUACAGCUGCCAUGUCUCGCCCGAUGGAAAGAGGCUCGUCACAGCGGCCGGAGAUGGAUUCGUUCGCAUCUGGUCCACGGACGCCAUCUUCAAUGCCCCCGACCCUUCCUACAGCAAACCCAAACAGCUGUGCUCGAUGAGCAAUCACUCCGGCACCAUACACUCUGUACGAUUCUCGGGGACUGGGAAGUACUUGGCAUCUGGGUCAGAUGAUAGGAUCGUAUGCAUCUACUACAUCGACCCAAGUCCGCCAUCUGAGUUUGCGACAUUCGGAAGCAAUGAAGCUCCGCCAGUGGAGAAUUGGAAGAUAAGUAGGAGGUUGAUCGGCCAUGACAAUGAUGUUCAAGAUCUGGGCUGGUCGUAUGACUCUUCGAUACUGGUCACUGUUGGGUUGGAUUCCAAAGUAGUGGUUUGGUCGGGCUAUACUUUUGAGAAGCUCAAAACGCUGGUCAGCCAUCAGAGCCAUGUCAAAGGCCUUACUUUUGACCCUGCCAACAAGUACUUCGCAACGGCAAGCGAUGACAGGACGAUCAAGAUCUGGCGAUUCACACCUCCUGGACCAAAUUCUGGCCCGCAUGAUCAGAUGAAUAACUUUCAGCUCGAAAAGACCAUAUCUGCGCCUUUCAUCGCUUCUCCGCUUACUACAUACUUUCGGAGGUGCUCUUGGUCGCCAGAUGGAAAUCAUAUAGCAGCCGCGAAUGCUGUCAAUGGACCAGUCAGCUCUGUGGCCAUUAUCAAUCGAGGUGCAUGGGACGGAGACAUCAAUUUGAUCGGCCACGAACAGCCCGUGGAGGUUUGCGCGUUCUCACCCCGGCUCUUCACAAUACAUGAUCCAGCCAAGAAAGCUUUCGAUCCAAAAACGAGCCCCGUGCACACCGUCAUCGCCUGCGCCGGUCAAGACAAAGCUCUCAGUGUUUGGAUCACGACCAACCCAAGGCCAUUAUGUAUAACGCAAGAGCUGGCUGUCAAGUCCAUAUCAGACCUUGCUUGGACCCCUGAUGGCAAGACGCUCAUCGUUACCAGUUUGGAUGGUACCGUAGUUGCGCUGGUAUUUGAAACAAACGAAAUCGGAUAUGAAGUCAGCUUGGACGAGAACGAAAAGGCACUAGCCAAAUUCGGAGCUGGACGACGAGGUGCUGGUAUCGUUGAGGGAACUGAUGGGUUGCUGCUUGAAGAGAAGAGUAAGGAAGGCGAGAUGCGUGGUGUCGAAGGUCGAAUGGGCGCUUUGAUGGGAGAUUCUGGACCGAGUCCGGCGGUCAUUACAAAUGGCAACGGCGUGCCCGUACAAUCUCAAGGACUUCUCACGAAUGGAGCCAGCGCGACUCCGGCUCUCACCAAUGGCCAAGCUCAUGAUCAAGAUGCAGCCAAACCUGAUGGACAAGCAUUGAAGGCAAAGGAAGACCCAAAUGCAGCCAAGCUCGAGAGACUCAAAUCACGCGUUACCAUUACGAAAGAUGGUAAGAAGCGCAUAGCCCCACUGCUCGUGUCAUCCGCCGGGAAUGAAUCUUCACUUCCUCGAACGCAGCUUAUGGCCUCUUCGAGCAACCAGGGUGCACAGAAUGACCAACCGCAAGUCAUACUGGAUUUGUCCAAGCCGUUCGAUGGCUUACCCAAAGGGGGCCUUGCAAGCCUUUUGUUGGGCAACAAGCGACGACUUGCAGCAGUCGAAGGGGUCGAAGACGAUCAUGUCGAGAAGAGAAUCGCCAUUGCAAGCCAGGACGGGGCGGUACCCAUAUUGUCGAAUACCACCAACGGACUUUUACCUGCAAAGAACACCGUGGCACCGGCAGGGCAGCAGCCCACACCGAACUUCAUACGACCCGCUGUGACUAACCCUAGCUUGACCGUCAGCCAAGUAAGACUGGCAGUCCCAAAGAUUCGUUCACACAUCGUGCAAUCUUUUGGAGGAUCUGGCGUCGCAGCCAAUGGAGGGAACGCGAAUGGUUCCGACCAAUCUACACAGACAGAAUUCAUGAUCGAAGCUCGAAACCCGACGCAGCUCUCCGUUACCGGAAAGGCACACGAUCAAGAGCCUUGCCGUGUCACCGUCACAAAAAGAGGCCAGCCAGUAUUUCAGGACUACCUACCCAGAAGCGCUAUACUGGUGACAGGAAACAAGGACUUCUGGUCGAUCGCUUGCGAAGACGGAAGUGUCUACGCUUGGACGCCUGUAGGAAGGCGGCUGAUCAACGCUAUGGUCAUGGAAAGCCAGCCGGUCGUUCUAGAGUGCCAGAAUCAGUGGUUAUUGUGCAUCACAGCUGGUGGCCUCUGUUACGUGUGGGACAUGAUUCAUCUCUCGUCCCCUCACCCACCUGUGUCGCUUGCCCCAAUCCUCGACAUUGCAACUCAUAGCUUACAAGAACAUCCGACCAAGGCUCCGGCCAUUACUGGCGCACGCCUAAACUCAGAGGGUCGCAUCGUCGUCACUCUCACCAACGGCGAAGGUUACGCUUACUCGCCGUCAAUGUUCGCUUGGCAGCGCCUUUCAGAGCUAUGGUGGAUGGUGGGCAGUCAGUACUGGAACUCGACGGACUCUUCUGUCGGGAACUUGAGAUCCACCUCUGCCCUCGGCAACGACAUGUCCAGCUCCAAUGUCUCGGCGGGCGUCAUACCCUUCCUCGAGCGAACUACCACCAACGAGACGCUAGCUCGAGGACGAGCGCAAUUUCUCCAUAGGCUUGUUAAACAGCUUCUCUCACGGGAGGGCUUCGAAGGUUUCGAGUCAGGCGUGUCGAUUGCACAUCUCGAAAACAGAAUUGCCGCUGCCAUGAUGCUGGGUGCCAAGGAUGAGUUCCAGGUGUAUCUCUACAUGUAUGCCAAAAGACUCGGGGUUGAAGGACUGAAGAUGAAAGUUGAGGAGUUACUACGGGGCCUGCUUGGAGGGAUCUACGAGAAUAUUGAAGGAGACAGAAAAGCAAAAACACGAGCGAAGAAUCCGGAGGAUCGACACUGGGGCAAUGAGACUGACAUGCUCUGUGGAUGGCCACGGCAAGAGCUCUUGAAGGGCGUGAUAUUGAUCUUAGGCAAGAAUCGCGAUCUGCAACGGAUCACUGUACCAUAUGCGAAGGUUCUCGGAGUUAUGGAGGAACAAGAGGAAGGAGGGGACACGAUGAUCUCUUGA